UCAACAGCCCUGGGCACCUGGACCCUGCUCCUGGCUAGCCCCCUUCAUGCAGGCCCCGCCAACUGGGGGCCCAAGGCUCCCAGCUGAUGACGAGCCCACCCAGCCUCUCCCCAGCAGCCCCUGGAUGAGCUAUAAUUGCAACGCUCUAUCCUGUCACUGCCAUUCUCUUGCUGCGGCAUCUGGGCUCUGGCAGCAGCUGCGGGUCGGCCUUCUGGCUCUCGGGAUGAACUGGCCACACAGCCUGCUGCUCCUUCUCACUGUGCCCAUCUUCCUGGGGCUUGGCCAGCCCAGGAGCCCUAAAGGUAAGAAGAAGGGGCACAGACGGCCGGGGGCGGUGCCGCUGGACCUGGUGUUGCGGGCCAAGCCCUAUGCCCGCAUGGAAGAGUACGAGAGGAACCUCGGGGAGAUGGUGGCCCAGCUGCGGAACAGUUCUGAGCCAGCCCAGCGGAAGUGCAAGGUCAACCUGCAACUGUGGCUGUCCAACAAGAGGAGCCUGUCGCCCUGGGGCUACAGUAUCAACCACGACCCCAGCCGGAUUCCUGCAGACCUGCCAGAGGCGCAGUGCCUAUGCCUGGGCUGCGUGAACCCCUUCACCAUGCAGGAGGACCGCAGCAUGGUGAGCGUGCCUGUGUUCAGCCAGGUGCCUGUGCGCCGCCGCCUCUGCCCACUGCCACCUCGCUCGGGACCCUGCCGGCAGCGCACAGUCAUGGAGACCAUUGCCGUGGGCUGUACCUGCAUAUUCUGAAAGCCAGUCCCUGGGCUGCCCCCCAAGAUCCCCAUGCCAAAGCCAAUGCCAAGUAAAAGCUACUUUGUGUAAGGCAAAAA
Suncus etruscus (white-toothed pygmy shrew) is the source of this 825-nucleotide messenger RNA. RefSeq names its product interleukin 17B (gene IL17B). Lineage: Eukaryota; Metazoa; Chordata; Mammalia; Eulipotyphla; Soricidae. Gene Ontology annotation, cellular component: extracellular region. Bases 47 to 745 code for a protein of 232 amino acids. Gene Ontology annotation, molecular function: cytokine activity. The record is from RefSeq and is a predicted model, not a curated record. Gene Ontology annotation, biological process: inflammatory response. The transcript has 3 exons.